AUGGAGUUCCUCCCGACCCUCCAGUCCGGCGUCGACGACCUCAAGCCCUCGCUCUUCGAGCUGCUCUCGGAACAGCAGCUCGCGGCGCUGCUCCCGCCCUCGCUGCGCUACCUGCUCGCCGUCGCGACGCCGCGCUACCCUCGCUACCUGCUCCCUGUCCUCAACUCGUUCGACGAGGUCUACGCGCUGGUCAUGCUGCUGGUCGAGCGCCACUUCCUGCGCACCUACGGCGGCUCCUUCACCGAGAACUUCUACAGCCUCAAGCGCGCCCGCGUGCUGCGUGUGCGCGGCGGCGAGCUCCCGCGCGCGCAGAUGGGCGCCGCCGAGAGCGUGCGCCACGCAAGCCGCCUCACCAGCGCCGACGUGUGGCGGAACCUCGCCGUGCUGGUCGGCCUGCCGUGGCUGAAGCGCAAGCUGGACGAGGGCUACGACAUGCACGCGGCCCACCGCGGGCUGCUCGGGCCCGGCUACGACGCGAGCCGGGGGCGAGACGCACACAGCAGGAGCCUGCGGGACAGGCUGAUGCACGGGUACAAGUGGUUUCUGCGGAACCUCUACCCCGGCGUGAACGCGGCCUACUACUUCUCGCUGCUCGUCUUCAACAUGGCCUAUCUCUUCGACAGCACAAAGUACCACUCGCCCUUCCUGUGGAUCAUCGGCACCCGCAUACGACGACUGGGUGCCGCCGACCACGCUGCGGUGGAAGCGCUCACGAGCGCGAAGAGCGUGGGGCCCGCGCGGCCCGGCGAGGGCGGCAGCAUCUUCAGCCCGCGCAACCUGGCGCGCAGCGUGCAGCCGCGCCUGCUGAGCAGUCUGAAGAUGCUGCUCCCGACGUCCAUCUUCGCGCUCAAGUUCCUCGAGUGGUGGCACGCCUCGGACUUUGCGCGCCAGCUGUCGCGCAAGGCCGCCGAGAACAUGGACCUACCGCCGCCGGUCCUGCCGUCGCUGCCGCCGUCCUCGGUCUCGCUACGUGCAGCAGCGGGCACCACGGAGGGGACCACGUCGGGGACCACGUCGGAGAAGCACCACAACGCACCACCCAAACCAAUCGAUCCCCCCAUCGCCGCCUCGUCCUUGCUGCCCAUCUUCACCGUCCCGCUCCCCUCCGACUCGACGCUGUGUCCCAUCUGCAGCUCUCCCGUCGUAAACCCCACCGCCAGCCCCACCGGCUUCGUCUACUGCUACACGUGCAUCCACCGCUGGGUGGCCGGCGAGCACGACCGCCAGGUUGCCUUCAUGGAGGGCUCGGCGGGCCUCGACCAAGAGGGUAGCGACGCCGAGUGGAGCCGCGAGGAGGGGAGUCGUGAGGGCCGCUGGGAGAGCGGGAAAGGGAGGGAUGCUGUGACGGGGCGGAAGGUGCUGGGUGGGACUGAGGCGUUGAGGCGGGUGGUUGUAUGA
Messenger RNA from Didymella exigua CBS 183.55, 1398 nucleotides. RefSeq lists its product as uncharacterized. Bases 1 to 1398 code for a protein of 465 amino acids. Gene Ontology annotation, biological process: protein monoubiquitination; protein import into peroxisome matrix. Gene Ontology annotation, molecular function: ubiquitin-protein transferase activity; protein binding; zinc ion binding. Lineage: Eukaryota; Fungi; Ascomycota; Dothideomycetes; Pleosporales; Didymellaceae. The transcript has 2 exons. Gene Ontology annotation, cellular component: peroxisomal membrane; peroxisomal importomer complex. The record is from RefSeq and is a predicted model, not a curated record.